Molecule: messenger RNA, 3716 nt
Organism: Chionomys nivalis (European snow vole)
Lineage: Eukaryota; Metazoa; Chordata; Mammalia; Rodentia; Cricetidae
Gene: Tent2
Product: terminal nucleotidyltransferase 2
Exons: 16
Coding region: 624-2099 (491 amino acids)
Cellular component (GO): cytosol
Molecular function (GO): poly(A) RNA polymerase activity
Source: RefSeq, a predicted model, not a curated record
UCUUCCGGGUAUCUCUGACAGGGCUGUCUACGCCGCCUUUUCGGCGACUUUUUGGUCUUCCGCUUUUUUUUUUCCCUUUCUUUUUGUUGUCGCCGCCCCCAACCUUCCACCGCCGCGCGGGCCUGGCCGUGUCGGCUGUCGCCUCGCCGCCGCCCUGCCGGUUCCUGGGUCACCCGCCCGAGCUGGGCCUGGCCGUGCUGCGGGCUGCUCGGGCGGCCGCGUUGGCGGGCGGUGCCGCUGGGCCCUGCUCGGCCCUUCGGCGUGGACGCCGGUGAGUGGGGGUCUCCGGAGGGGAUGCACGCGUGCAGGCCCUGCUCCCCGGCCGGGCGCGCGAAACUUUUCUGAAACUGGCGCUGUGUUUUGCGCGGGAGAGAGAGAGCCUGGCGCUGCCCUGCGGCUACCGGACUAGGGGCGUUCCCCGGGUGCUGGACUCGGUGAAGAAUGUUGGCGCCGCUGGCUUCUCUCUGAUUCCGCCUUCUCUCUAGUUCUCACGCCGCCUCCCGCGCUGUCCUCACUCCCUAGACCGAAAGAGUAAGACUGGCUAGAUACUCCCAUCUGAUAUUCCAAAAGGCGGUGGCGAGCCAAGGUAGAAGAAUACAUGUUCACCUUCAGUGAGCAAGAGCAUGUUCCCAAACUCAAUUUUGGGUCGUCCACCCUUCACUCCAAACCACCAACAGCAUAAUAACUUCUUUGCUCUCUCACCAACUCUUUAUUCACACCAGCAACUUAUUGAUGCACAAUACAACUUCCAAAAUGUAGACUUGUCUAGAGCUGUGACCUUACAGCCCCUGACAUAUGGAACUGUCAGUCCAAUACAGACCUCCACAUCCCCAUUGUUUCGAGGAAGGAAGAGAAUAAGCGAUGAAAAAGCCUUUCCUCUUGAUGGUAAACGGCAGCGUUUCCAUUCACCCCACCAAGAGCCAACUAUAAUUAACCAGAUAGUGCCUUUAUCAGGUGACCGAAGAUACUCCAUGCCGCCAUUGUUUCACACACACUAUGUACCAGAUAUAGUAAGAUGUGUUCCACCUCUUCGAGAAAUUCCACUGUUAGAACCGAGAGAAAUCACACUGCCUGAGGCCAAAGAUAAGCUGAGUCAGCAGAUAUUAGAGUUGUUUGAAACUUGUCAGCAGCAAAUAAGUGACUUGAAGAAGAAAGAACUCUGUAGAGCACAGCUACAGAGAGAGAUCCAGCUGCUCUUCCCUCAAAGCAGACUUUUUUUGGUUGGAUCGUCUUUAAAUGGAUUUGGUGCCCGGAGCAGUGACGGUGAUUUAUGCUUAGUUGUUAAAGAAGAACCACUCCAGAAGGACAUCUUCCCCUGCCCCAUACACGUGAAUCAGAAGACUGAAGCCCGCCAUAUACUUACCUUAGUCCAUAAACACUUCUGUACUCGACUGUCUGGCUACAUUGAGAGACCUCAGCUGAUUCGUGCGAAAGUGCCAAUUGUGAAGUUCAGGGAUAAAGUCAGUUGUGUGGAAUUUGACUUAAAUGUAAACAAUACUGUUGGAAUUAGAAACACAUUCCUUCUCAGAACUUAUGCCUACCUUGAAAAUCGAGUUCGUCCGUUAGUGUUGGUGAUUAAGAAGUGGGCAAGUCACCAUGAUAUAAAUGACGCCAGUCGCGGUACUUUAAGCAGCUACAGUCUUGUAUUGAUGGUUUUGCACUACUUACAAACCCUACCUGAACCCAUCCUUCCAUCCCUCCAAAAAAUUUACCCAGAAUCUUUUAGUACUUCUGUACAGCUGCACCUUGUGCAUCACACUCCGUGCAGUGUUCCUCCUUACCUCUCAAAGAAUGAGUCAAGUCUUGGGGACCUCUUACUGGGCUUUCUUAAAUAUUAUGCUACAGAAUUUGACUGGAACACUCAGAUGAUUUCAGUUCGUGAAGCCAAAGCCAUCCCAAGGCCUGAUGACAUUGAAUGGAGAAAUAAAUAUAUCUGUGUUGAAGAACCCUUUGAUGGAACUAAUACCGCCAGAGCUGUGCAUGAAAAGCAGAAGUUUGAUAUGAUCAAGGAUCAGUUUUUAAAGUCAUGGCAAAGAUUGAAAAACAAGAGAGAUCUCAACAGUGUUCUGCCUUUGAGAGCUGCUACCCUGAAGAGAUAGCUGCCCUCUAAUUCUUAAACUCUUCCAAGAAAUAAAGAACAAUAGUUACAUCACAAUGCAUUUGUUUACCUCCAUCAUGGUUUAUUUUUAAUCUUGUUCUUGUUUUUGUUUUAUUUUUAAAAGGACAUACUUAUAUAAAGAUUACAUAUUUUAUUAUGACAUUUCCUAAUAAACUCUUUGAUUUAAAAAUGUAUUUUUGAAAAUGUUUACAUUGAUGAUUAGUAGUAUUAUGGCAUGACUUUUCGGCAUAAAAUAUAUUUUGAGAAAUUACCUGAACUAAUAAGGUUUUGAUAUAAUUUUAAGUAAUUGUACCACAUGCAAAUGAAGAACCAUGUGGAAUUUUGCAAAGGAUCUAAGUAAUACAUAUUUACAGUGUAACCGGCAGAAGACAGUUGUUUAACUCAGUUCUAGUCAAGGGAAGAUUCAAGUCAGUUAUUCAGUUACUUGAAGCAAAUGAAAUCUUUCAUUCAGUGAAGUCACUGGAGUCUUGAAAUACUGGACAAUUGCCUUAAGUCUCCACUUGACUCUGGGACAGCCUGUCUUUGUCCUGUGUCUGUCUUCGUGUUUCAUUAGCACUUCACACCUCGCUUUGAUCCACUCCGGGGGUUACAGGACCACUAGCAGCAGUUGGUGACCUGCUAAUGGACUGUCACUUUGGAGAGACAGCGUUUCCUAUGCUUUCUGAUAGCAUAGUGCAGUGUACACUGUUGCUUUACCUCUGUUUUCCUGAUCUUUUUCCUCAUGAUAGAAAAUUGAACAUCAAAGUUAAGAUUAUAUCCUAUUUGUAGAAUCGGAUUUCUGUGGAUUAUAAUCUAAACUGGAAUUUUUAGGCAGUAAGCCACUAUAAAGUGUUUUAGAUAAGACAGUAAAAUUAUAAAUAAAAGUUUAAUGUUUAUACAAAAAUCUUUUUUAGUAUUUCUUUUCCACACAAAAGUAGUAGCUUCAGAUACAAGCUAUUCUGUUUAUUAAGAUUGUUUUUAGUUCAUGUAAAUAUUUGUAAAUUGGUCAGUACCUGUAAAUUUAAAUAUAAAAAGUAAUCUUGAAAGCAGUUUUAACUUUUUCAAAGAUUGCAGACUUCUUGUAGGCCUAUGGUGGUACAGUUUGUACCACGGAACUAUUUUUUGCAGACCAUUUAAAAAACUAAAAUAUUUGCUUUCUUUGACUUAUAAAGGGUGCGUAUUUUCUUUUCUUUAAGUUUAAAUUUUUGUAUGCUGUCAAAUGGAAUAAAGUUUAUAUCUGGAAAUUUUUGAGGUGUAAUUUUUCUGUGAAAGUCAUUGGUUUUGUAAUAAGAUUGAGGCUGUAAUUAUCUGAACUGGUCUGAAUCCAAUUCUGUGGUUAAGCCCGUCAGCCACUGUAUUUCUCUGGCUUUAUUGGGAAUAAACUUUCAAAGUGAGUCAGUUUUUUAGAUUACUUAUCUGUAGUACUUUUGAUGCAAUUAAGCGUUUUAUAUAUGAAUUCUUUUUCUGGGAACUAUUCCUGAGAUUUACUGCAUGCUGUGCAGCUCCUUCUCAGAAUGUAUUGAGUAUGAUGGUUAAGGGGACUCGGUACUGUUUGUAAAUAGUGGUCGCUUAGGGACGGUGUUCUGCUUCACAGCUUCAUGAUGUUAAUAAAGCCUCA